Messenger RNA from Aspergillus nidulans FGSC A4, 2793 nucleotides. RefSeq lists its product as uncharacterized. Lineage: Eukaryota; Fungi; Ascomycota; Eurotiomycetes; Eurotiales; Aspergillaceae. The record is from RefSeq and is a predicted model, not a curated record. Bases 1 to 2793 code for a protein of 930 amino acids. The transcript has 6 exons.
AUGGAAAUUGUGUGGCAGGAUGCAACGAUCUCGCAGUGUGCGAAUAUCUGCCUUCAGUCUUUCAACGAUUGCCUCGCUCAGUUCCACCUUCUCUCUCCACGACAGCAGUCUGCGGUUGACGACCAACUGGGCAGGUUCUCGAUAUGGGUAUCCAACAUCGGCGUUUUUGCUCCUACGCGAGGAUCCCUCGAUUAUCGCCUGCGUGAAGCUCCGGAUAUACAGCGUCUCGUCCGGCGUCUGCUACGGACCUUGAACGACUAUAUUCAACAAUAUCUUUCACAAUUAGAUUACAUCCAUCCCUCCUCUGACUCCACCUGCGGGAGCCCGGAGUCCAUGUCAGACUCGCUCGACCCCAUAGUUGGCGGAAUAGCCGAGGAAAUCACCUUGAUGCAUCAGCUAUCUAACACAAUUCGAAAAGCAAGUAGGGAAAGCCAGAAUGUGAGAGCUGCAACGAGUUUCAGGAUCUUGAACGAGGAUGGGAAUGACAUCGAACAUUGGUUUCUGGACCUCUUCGCACUUGGAAUCAUUCAGCGCAGGUUUCCAGGUUGCAACGAGACACUCCAGAAGAGACUUGCCGUAGCCAUGUUGAUUCGAAGAAAACGAAUUCUUUACCGUCGAUCUCGCUACUGGAAAUCUUCAACCCAGGUUCUUUCUGCAACUGCAAAGGCGAUCCCGCUGCCCAGCAAAGAAGACGUCACCAAUCAAGAGCAAACCCUUGUCCCAGAGAAACCAGAGCCCACACUUACCCAACGGGAGGGGAGCAUUGCCAGUUCUCGAGCAGUAACCGCCACCACACUAAACUUGGAGCAUUGGAAAAAAGCGUCUGCUCCGUCUGUUGUCAGUCGGGCGAAGACAAUACAUUGGAGCAGCCAUGAACAGCUCGAUUUUCCCCCGCCACCGCUAGGGCCGAUCCGACGGAGGCUAAAAGAUCUCAGAGAGCGCCAUUUGGCGGAGCACGAGGAGCGGCUCAAGUUACUAACAAAACCCCUUUGCCAGUAUAUAAGAUGCGCUUUCAACCAUGACCUGAACGCUAUACUUUUUCACGGGUCUUCCUCAGCAUCUUCAAUGCAAAUAGACAGCAAGUCAUUUUUGGAAGAGGAACUCGAGAGGAAAAUUGAAAAUGACCGAAUCGCAUGCAACAAUGGAAGUAUGGAAGUUGUCUGUCCUUACUGUUGCUGCUCUUUAUCGAGCUCAAUCGUCACCAACAAGCUUAAAUGGAUUGACCAUGUCAAGUACGACCUCGAUCCAUAUGUGUGCCUUUUUGAUGAAUGUGACUCUCCCAACGAGCUGUAUAACCACAGUGAGGACUGGUUGAACCAUAUGCGUCACCACAGCUUACGAUGGCGCUGUACAGCGAAAUCCCACGGCGUAAUAGUGUUUCAUACUAGAGAUGAUUAUGAGGACCACAUGAGCUCUAAGCAUAAGAGCACGAAGUCACAGCUGAAGAUCCUUGCGGAAAGAAGCAGUCGAUCGUCUGGUCCUCUUUUCGAAUAUUGUCCAUUAUGUGGAGAGUCCACCGGUCAUAGUCUCGAGGAGCAUGUCGCAAGCCAUUUGAGAUACCUCGCACUCAAGUCACUCCCUUUCCCGGAUAGCUACGAAUAUGAUGAUUGUUCCGAAGAUCUAGCCAGUGAGUUCCAGUCUGCAGGCGGCCGGACCCGGAGUACUAUAUUGGAAGACGACGACCUGUCUCAGUUGCCAUCAGAAAUUGGUGACCAAAAUGAGCCCGUCGCCCAUGGUUCCCCUGCGUACCCUCCACACCUAUCGCACGAAUCGUUGGUGCACCUACCACCUGAGCGCGCGUCCCAACAGUCCCAUCUUUCUUCUAUCCCUACAAUCGGGGACAGCGCCAACGGUAUGGCUGACCUUGAAACGGCAGCUGCGUUGAUGACAGAUAUUCAAAGCAACGCUGCUACUGAGCCAGAUUACGUCUUGCCUAAAGCCCAGUCGCCUGCACGGUUUUAUGACCCGUUAUUACCAAACCCAGUGCUUGAUACUGAAUUGGCCGGUUCCCCUGCCGCAGGUCCAGGUUCUUCAGAAUGGGAAUUCGUAAAUACUGCUCAUAGUACUCAUCACGAUUCGUCACUGGACCCCAUAUUGUCCACUUUUCAAGCCGAAGUCUCCGAUUCGAUCUCCGACAACAAUCCUAACACAGUGCAAGCAGCACCCAUACAAAGACCGUCAGACCGUCGCGUGCUGUGUCAUGCGUGUGGUCAAAUCAUCACCCCCCAGGAGGAGGAAUCUCCAGAACUCAACGAGCUUGAAAACAUCAAUACUCUCGCAGACCAUGCUCAGUCCAUGUCUCUUGGGGCUGCGGGCGUUGACCCUGGGUCCGCACCAGACGCAACCGGCGCUCGUAAUAGUAACAAUAUUCCCACUACGACCGACGAUGAUCUAUUUACACGUGCUGUCUCUAAAUAUCGAGAUGCAUUUUUAGAGCAGCACUCUCACCUUGCGGAGGAUGAAAGGCUUCGGUUAUGGGCCCAGCAACUCCCUCAAUUUAUUGAUGGAACCUCCAAUGUUCCAAAUUUGAUCCCAACUCUAUCUGGCAGAAAGCGUCGAGGUUCUGGCUUCUCUGAGCCACCAGCCGAGCGCAUUGAGAUGGAGGACACUCUGGGAUUUCAGAGUGCCCCUACCAUCCAAUUUAUUGAUGAAGCUAAUACUGAACGCACAGGAACAAUGAACAGGGUAGCUCGCGAGACCUACGUCACUAACCUGGAUGCUGAAACCGCCGACUGUGCUAACACUGUGGCCAGUCCCGGUUGCGAGCAUAGGGAUGAAAUACUCAAACGUUAA